Lynx canadensis (Canada lynx) is the source of this 1416-nucleotide messenger RNA. Its product is annotated as tripartite motif-containing protein 60-like. The transcript has a single exon. NCBI's taxonomy places the organism in Eukaryota, Metazoa, Chordata, Mammalia, Carnivora, Felidae. Gene Ontology annotation, molecular function: zinc ion binding; protein binding. Bases 1 to 1416 code for a protein of 471 amino acids. The record is from RefSeq and is a predicted model, not a curated record.
AUGGAGUUUGUAACAGCCCUGGUACACCUCCAGGAAGAGUCUAACUGCCCCAUCUGUCUGGACUACUUGAAAGACCCAGUGACUAUAAACUGUGGGCACAACUUCUGUCGCUCCUGCAUCAACAUGAUGUGGAAGGAUCUAGAAGAUACCUUCCCCUGUCCUGUCUGCCGUUUUUGCUUUCGUAACAAAAACUUACGGAGCAACCGCCAGCUCAGUAAUUUGACUGAAAUUGCUAAACUACUGCAGGUCAGAAGGAGCAAGAGAAAAAGGCAGGAAGAAUAUUCCGUGUGUGAGAAACACAAUCAGUUUCUGACCCUUUUUUGCGGGAAGGACCUAGAGGUUUUAUGUACACAGUGCAGCCUCUCUGUUCAACACCAGAAACACUACAUUUGCCCCAUUAAGAAAGCUGCCUCUUAUCACCGGAAAAUUCUAGAAUAUAGCAUUGAGCCCUUGCAGAACAAUGUGGAACGAGUUGAAAAAGUGAUUUCUCUGCAAGCCAGCAAAAUUGUGGAACUGAAAAAGAAGGUAGAGUAUAGGAGAGAAGAAAUCAUUUCUGAAUUUGAGCAACUUCGACUGUUUCUGCAAAAUCAGCAAGAGGCUCUUCUUAGGCAGAUGAAAGAUGAAGAGAUGGACAUUUUAACGAAACUAAAUACCAACCGUAUAACAUUUUCAGAUCAUGUUUCCACAUUAAAACAUCUGCUGAAGGAGGUAGAGUGCAAGUGUGGGCAAUCGGAACUGGAAUUACUGACACAUGUGAAAGGUAUCUACCACAGGUAUCAAAACCUAAAACGUCCUGAGCUCUUUUUAUUCCGAUUAAAGAAAUACGGACUUAGCCUUCCUCCCCAAUACUCUGGCUUGGGCAAAAUUAUCAAGCCAUUUCAAGUAGAUGUGAUUCUAGAUCUUGAAACAGCACACCCUCGGCUUAUUGUCUCUGAGGAUAGAAAAACUGUGCAUUAUGGAAAGAGAAGAAAAUACCUUUGUUAUAACCCAAGGAGAUUUUACCUCUGCCCUGCUGUCCUGGGCUCUAAGAGAUUUAGUUCUGGCCGGCAUUACUGGGAGGUCAUAGUGGGAAACAAGCCUAAAUGGACCUUGGGAGUGUGUCAAGACUGUUUUCCUAGGAAUUGGCGGAAUCAGCCAGUAGCUGAGGGUGGGUUCUGGGCAAUUGGGAGAUAUAUUGAAAGCAUUUAUGUUAUGUUGGGUCCUAAGAGAAGCCAGCUUCUGCCCACAGUAAGACCCACUAAGAUUGGCAUUUUUUUGGACUAUGAGUUGGGUGAGGUUUCCUUUUACAAUAUGAAUGAUAGAUCUCUUCUCUAUACUUUUAAUGAUUCUUUUACAGAAGCUGUUUGUCCCUAUUUCUAUGUUGGAAUAGAUUCUGAACCUCUUCAAAUCUCUUCAGUAACAGAUGAUGAAAGAUGA